Messenger RNA from Heterobasidion irregulare TC 32-1, 1515 nucleotides. Its product is annotated as permease of the drug/metabolite transporter superfamily. The coding region runs from base 1 to 1326 and encodes 441 amino acids. Gene Ontology annotation, biological process: UDP-glucose transmembrane transport. Gene Ontology annotation, cellular component: cis-Golgi network; endoplasmic reticulum-Golgi intermediate compartment; Golgi apparatus. Lineage: Eukaryota; Fungi; Basidiomycota; Agaricomycetes; Russulales; Bondarzewiaceae. The record is from RefSeq and is a predicted model, not a curated record. Gene Ontology annotation, molecular function: antiporter activity. The transcript has 8 exons.
AUGUCCGGUCUUCAUGAUGAGAACGGUGGGCCUCCUGAAUACCCUCCCGACUACACUCUAGACGACCUCAACGGACCUCAGUCAACUCUCAACACAGAUAUACACUUCGCUGAUUCACUAGAAAAGAAACGUCUCUGGUGGAGGAAUGCCGUCAUCAAUGCUGCUUUCAUAGCAUCAUGGUUUACAUUUGCGAUUGUCAUAUCCUUGUAUAACAAAUGGAUGUUCUCUGCGGACCACUUUGCCUUUCCAUAUCCCCUUUUCGCCACGACAGUUCAGAUGUUCUUUCAGUUCUGUUUCGCUGCGAUCAUGCGAUACGGUUGGCCUCGAAAAUUUCGCCCAAAACACGUUCCAUCUCGUGCUGACUAUGGACGCAAAGCCGUCCCAACAGGCAUCCUGACCGGUCUGGAUAUUGGUCUUUCGAAUUUGUCCCUCAAAACGAUCACCCUUUCGUUCUAUACCAUGUGCAAAUCCUCUUCCCUUAUCUUCGUUCUUCUCUUCGCCUUCCUUUUCCGCCUCGAAAAGUUCUCAUACCGUCUAGUCGGCGUCAUCUUCCUCAUCUUUAUCGGUGUUCUCCUGAUGGUUGCGACUGAGACCCACUUCGUUCUCUCCGGCCUCAUCCUAGUUCUCUCAGCUAGCGCAUCUGGUGGCUUGCGCUGGAGUCUCACGCAAGUUCUUCUCAAAAAUAAAAAGAUGGGGCUGGAUAACCCUGCCGCUACUAUCUUUUGGCUGUCUCCUGUAAUGGGUGUGUCACUAGCAAUUGUCAGUGUCGCUGUGGAGAGCUGGACGACACUGUUUCGAAGCCGCUUUUUGAGCGGUUUGACAGAGACGCUCACAACAACCGUCUCCCUUUUCGUACCUGGUGUCUUGGCUUUUAGUAUGGUCUUGAGUGAGUAUUACAUCAUACAACGAAUUGGAGUUGUUCCCAUGUCGAUCGCUGGGAUAGCAAAAGAAGUUACUACUAUCACCAUCUCGGCUUGGGUUUUCGGUGACGAGCUCACACCUCUCAACAUUACUGGCGUCGCAAUUACGAUAUGUGGUAUCGGCUUGUUUACGUACCACAAGUACCGAAAGUCCAUGGAUUCCUCAGUACCUCUGGAUGUCCAUGGAAAUCCAGUUACAGACGAGGAUGGUGACAUGGAAGACGGAUCUCUUCUUGGUUCCAGUCACGAGACCACUCCCCUCGUUUUAUCGAGUACGGAGCAAUUCGACAGGGAUGAUCGACAAGGCACAGAGAGUCGCGGCGUUCCUGUUUUGUUCUCAGCUGAUGGUCAAGAGGAUGAGGAGCAUCUCUAUUCUUCUGAAGAUGGUCAUCGUCGUCGAGGAUGAUCCCUCCUCCCACACAGCCAUUUUGAUGAUGAACCUUCGCAAGCAGGGAUGAGGAUAGGUUCUCGACGGUGUUUACGGAGACUCGGUCUGAUGAUAUAUGUUUGGCCCAUAUUGCUAAGUGUACUCAACUUUCUUUAUAAUGAAUUGCAUGUAGACGAAGGCCAUGAAAUCUAUCCCGACUCACCCUCC